This is a messenger RNA of Anoplophora glabripennis (Asian longhorned beetle), 1814 nucleotides long. RefSeq names its product peroxisomal membrane protein PMP34 (gene PMP34). The coding region runs from base 455 to 1309 and encodes 284 amino acids. Gene Ontology annotation, cellular component: peroxisomal membrane. Lineage: Eukaryota; Metazoa; Arthropoda; Insecta; Coleoptera; Cerambycidae. The transcript has 4 exons. The record is from RefSeq and is a predicted model, not a curated record. Gene Ontology annotation, molecular function: AMP transmembrane transporter activity; ATP transmembrane transporter activity; FMN transmembrane transporter activity.
UUAGUCUGUUAUUUUGCCGUAAAUUAAUAGGCGGUAAAUGCAAAAUGUUCAAUUUAAAUCUAAUGUGACAGUGAAAAAACUUAUUCAUCAUUAAACAAUCAAUUUCUCUUUAGAUAUGUGCCAGAGUUCCAAAAAUUUUAUUAGAGCCCUAGUUCACCGUCAAAGUUUUUUUUUACAGAGACUAAACAUAACCUUAUUUUUUUAAUACUAUAUUAACUAUGUAAAAGCAGAGAUAUAAAUACCUAUGUAUAUUCUACAUGAUUAAUAUGCGUUAGAUACGCACCUUUUUUAAUUGCGUGAUUUAAAAGUGAUAUUGAAUAUUUAAAUUGGUACCUAGGUAAUUAUUAAUUUCAUGACCUUUGAACUAAAUACUUAAUAGUCAUUUCUGUUUCCAUUUUAUAAGUAGUAAAUCAAACCUAAUGUAGUUUUGAAACUGAAAUGUUAAACAUACGCAAUGAAGAAUUUAUUAAAUUAUAAAAGCUUGGUUCAUGCUACUGCUGGUGCUACAGGAAGUGUAGUUGCUCUAACAUGCCUUUAUCCUUUAGAUAAUGUAAAAUUUCGUAUUCAGGCAAAUGAUAAGGAAUUAGUAGAUAAGUCGACAAUCCAGGCAAUAUUACAUGUGAUAAGAAAAGAAGGAAUUGAAUCUUUAUACCGAGGUAUAAAACCUGUGAUAACAAGUGCAGGAAUAUCAAAUUUUGUAUAUUUUUAUACAUUUCAUGGUUUAAAGAGCCUAUUGCCAAAAUAUGUAGAAAUAAAUGCCAAAACAGAUCUAGUCAUAAGCACAAUAGCUGGUGUUGUAAAUGUAUUGUUAACCACACCUUUGUGGGUUGUUAAUAGUAGACUGAAAUUGCCACAAGAAGUACUAUACAAUGGAUUGAUUGAUGGUUUGGUACAUGUUGCCAAAGUAGAAGGAUUACAAGGCCUUUGGAAAGGCAUUGGGCCUUCUUUGAUUUUAGUUUCUAAUCCUGUUAUACAUUUUACAGUAUAUGAAUCUUUAAAACGAAAAGUUACUCUUAACUCAGCAACGGCAUUUUUCCUUUUAGGUGCUCUUUCAAAAACCGUAGCUACUGUAUUAACUUAUCCCCUACAGUUAGCACAGACAAGACAGAGAUUAUAUGUGAAUAAAAAAAUAAAUACAGCUACAUUAUUAUUUUUGGUAGUAAAAAAUAAUGGUCUCAAGGGCUUAUAUCAAGGUUUAGAAAGUAAAAUGUUGCAAACAGUUCUUUCUGCAGCUCUAAUGUUUAUGACUUAUGAAAAAAUUGCUCAAACAGUUUUUAGAUUGUUAUUAAAGGACAAACAUAGAAAAUGAUAUUUUUUAAGUUUGUUAGAGUUAUGUAACAUUUUAGUUUUAAUAAAAUGGUAAAAAAUUUGAUACGUAAAGACCAAACUAUUUUACUACUUUUCUAUAUGAGAAUGCUUUAGCUAGGUAAUAUAUAUGAAUGAAAAGUCAUUUGUAUUUAGGAAAAUUGAGAACCCUGGAGCAAGAAGGGGAAAUCUUUUUUAAAUAGAUAAUUGCAGAUGUAUAUCUAAAAAUAUAUACUUAUAAUAAUGUAAAUCUGUAUUUAAAAGUGUACUCUUUGUCAGAUACAAAUAUGAAAUCUGUGGGCUUAACAGACCAAAUUAUAAGAUAAGAUAAAAUCACUUAUCCCCUGCUAUAGACUGAUGCAGGAAUGGGAUAAGUUACAUGAAAAUCGUCCUGAACUAUUUACACAUCCCCAUCCCAUUUUUGAACUACGGUCUACAAUUAUUUUAAAUGUUAAGCAAUUAGGCAACAUAUUUACUAAAUUAAAAGAUAUUUAUGUGCCUUUCUGCAA